UUAAUAAAAAUAAAUCAUAAUUGCCAACUAAUUUACUUAACUCUAAAAGUAAUUUAUUUAUUUUUUAGAAGGAGCUCUAAAAGUAAUUUUAUUGUAACACAAUUUAAUUUACAGCAAAAUGCGUUAUGCUAUGAGAGAAUAACAGAAAAAAAAAAAAAAAAAAAAAAAAAAAAAAAAAAAAAAAGAAACGGAGCAUGUUGAUUGGUGGCUUGAUUGAUAAUGGCCGGUGAAUGCUAUGCUUGUAUUUAAAGUGAUGAAGAGAGAGAAUGAUCAAAGCAAGAGCGGAGGGUUCUCAUUUUUUAUACACUUUCCCCACUUUUCCCAUUUAUUUAACAAUUUUUUUCUUUUUUGUUUUCAUCUCUUAAUCUUUACCCAAUUUGUUAUUUUCCUAAAAUAAAAAACAAAAUCUGGGUUUUUUUUUUUUUUUUUUUUUUUAAAUUUACUUUAAUAAUUAAAAAGCCAGAUCAAAUUCUAUCAUAGAUUGUAGCAAUCUUUUUGAAAAUUUAUCAUAGAUUCUGCAUUUAAUCUUGAAAUUAGCAGCUGGGUACAAAUUUUUUGGGGGAGAAAUCUUAAAUUUUUGUUAUUGAUUUAGGUCGGAGAGGUUGAGGGAAAAUGAUGUGAUUGAUUAGUAAUGAUAAAAAGGCAAAAAUUGCAAUCAAUGGCUGCUUUAAUAGGCAAAGGAUUAUCUGGGUUGAUUAAAACUGACAGAAAAAUCUCAACUUCAAACCAUUCUCAAAACUCAAGAAUCAAUGUUGCCAACAUUGGGUUUAAUUUGAAGGGUUGUGCUGAUUUUAGAGAAAAAGUUCCUAAAUUGAAGAGUGAAGAUGUUAUUGGGUUAUACAAAACUAGGGCUUUCACUCUUUCUCAGCAACCUUUUUCUGAUAUGGAGUUGCAGUUGCAAGAUGAGAAAAGGGGUAGUGAGGUUUUAGCUGUUAAUAAUGGCGGUGCAGCUUGUCAAAGGGGCAGUUCUACUGUUUUUUCUGAUGCUGGUGGUUCAUUGCCUGAGAAGAUUGUUGUUGCUGUUGAUGUUGAUGAGGUCCUUGGUAACUUUGUCUCGGCCCUAAACAGAUUCAUUGCUGACCGUUAUUCUUCAGUUCAUUCAGUUUCUGAAUAUUACGUGUAUGAGUUCUUUAAGAUUUGGAAUUGCUCCCGUGAUGAAGCUGAUAUCCGUGUUCACGAGUUUUUUAAGACACCUUAUUUUAAGAAUGGGAUCUACCCUCUCCCAGGAGCUCAAAAGACCCUUAACAAGCUAUCAAGUUUUUGCACCUUGUCUGUUGUCACGUCUCGUCAAAAUGUCAUCAAAGAUCACACUAUUGAGUGGCUUGAGAAGCACUAUUCAGGACUCUUUGAUGAGAUUCACUUUGGUAAUCACUUUGCUCUGGAUGGUAAAUCAAAACCCAAGUCAGAGAUCUGCAGGUCUAUGGGAGCAAAGGUGUUGAUUGAUGACAAUCCGAGAUAUGCUUUAGAGUGUGCUGAAGUUGGAAUAAGAGUACUACUUUUUGAUUAUCAGAACACUUAUCCUUGGUGCAAGACUGGAUCAAAUAACCAACAUCCCCUUGUGACUAAAGUUCAUGACUGGGAAGAAGUGGAACAGCAGUUACUAUCUUGGGUCUAUUCGUCGCAUCUAUAGCAUAGCACUAGAGUAUCAAUGAGAUGGUAGGUAGCAAAGAAAUCAAUUGUGGUAGCGAUAUUCUAAAGCACCCGAUUGGAAAUUUAGCAAACAUUGUUAUUUCCUUAGCUAUUGUAUGCCAAGAACAUGGUAGCAGUAUACUUAUACAACCAUAUUUUGCAUGCAAGAAUCAUGCAGUCAUGAUAAGGAUAUGAUAAUUUCCUCUCAUUUACUUUUCCCUUCA
Chenopodium quinoa (quinoa) is the source of this 1853-nucleotide messenger RNA. RefSeq lists its product as uncharacterized. The transcript has 6 exons. The record is from RefSeq and is a predicted model, not a curated record. Gene Ontology annotation, biological process: deoxyribonucleotide catabolic process. Lineage: Eukaryota; Viridiplantae; Streptophyta; Magnoliopsida; Caryophyllales; Amaranthaceae. The coding region runs from base 632 to 1630 and encodes 332 amino acids. Gene Ontology annotation, molecular function: 5'-nucleotidase activity.